Humulus lupulus (European hop) is the source of this 2425-nucleotide messenger RNA. Its product is annotated as putative pentatricopeptide repeat-containing protein At3g15930. Bases 131 to 2305 code for a protein of 724 amino acids. NCBI's taxonomy places the organism in Eukaryota, Viridiplantae, Streptophyta, Magnoliopsida, Rosales, Cannabaceae. The transcript has a single exon. Gene Ontology annotation, molecular function: protein binding; RNA binding; zinc ion binding. The record is from RefSeq and is a predicted model, not a curated record. Gene Ontology annotation, biological process: RNA modification.
GUAAUUAUAACUUUUAUCAAGCAUACAUGUUAAAAUUUCCCUUGCAAAUUUAGCAUAAUAAACUGUGUAUGCAUUAUUUAUAAGCUUAAGCCUUUUUUUUUUCAACUUCUCACUCUUGGGAGUAAGCAUAAUGAUCUCCAUGGCAUCCCAAGCUGCAACCCACUUACCCUCUUUGGAGAACCUACCAGUACCAGUUAUCAACCUCUUAGAGAAUUGCAAGUCCAUUGAACAACUCAGACAAAUCCACGCCCAAACAAUCAAAUUGGGGAUUACGUCACUUCCCCUUGUACAGAAUAAGAUUAUCGCAUCCUCUUGUGCUCAACAAAACGACAACAUGGUGUAUGCGCGUCAAGUGUUCGACGGAAUUCCUGAACCAAGUGUCUUCGUUUGGAACACCAUGAUCAAAGGCUAUUCUAGGAUGCAUUGUCCGCGAGACGGGGUGACCAUGUAUGUAGCUAUGCUAGGAAGGAAUUGCAAGCCUAACCAUUAUACUUUUCCGUUUUUGUUCAAGGGAUUUACUCGUGAUACUGCAUUGGUUUGUGGGAAAGAGUUGCAUGGUCAUGUGCUUAAAUUUGGGCUUGAUUCGAAUAUUUAUGUUCAAAAUGCUUUGGUGAAUAUGUACUCUUCGAGUGGCCUUGUUGAUAUGGCUCGCGAGGUUUUUGACUCGAGUUUUGAGAGGGAUGCUGUGACUUGGAAUGCAAUGAUAUCUGGGUACAAUAGAGUAAAAAAAUUUGAUGAAUCAAUGAAGCUUUUCAAAGAAAUGGUGAGAAAAGGAGUGUUGCCCACUUCUGUUACCUUUUCUUUGGUGCUUUCAGCUUGCUCCAAAUUUAAAGAUUUAGAAACUGGAAAGCAGGUUCAUAGAUAUCUCAAAGAGAGCGGUAUUGUGCCUAAUUUAGUUUUGGAAAACGCUUUGAUGGAUAUGUAUGCAUCUUGUGGAGAAAUGAGUACCUCACUUGAGAUUUUUGAGAGCAUGAAGACUAGAGAUGUAAUUUCUUGGACUACCAUUGUCACAGGGUUUGCAAAUUCAGGACAACUUGAUUCAGCUCGGAAGUACUUUGAUGGCAUGACUGAAAGAGAUUAUGUCUCUUGGACGGCCAUAAUUGAUGGAUACUUACGAGUGAACCAGUUCAAAGAGGCAUUGGAACUUUUUCGUGAGAUGCAGACUUCAAAGAUAAGACCAGACGAAUUCACGGUAGUUAGCAUCCUAACAGCUUGUGCUCAUCUAGGUGCGUUUGAACUAGGAGAAUGGAUUAAAACUUAUAUAGACAAAAACAAGAUCAAGAAAGAUACCUUUGUUGGAAAUGCACUAAUAGACAUGUACUUUAAGUGUGGCAAUGUGGAGAAAGCACUCAUGGUUUUUAAUGAAUUGCCUCAAAGAGACAAAUUUACAUGGACUGCUGUGAUUGUUGGCCUAGCUGUCAACGGACAUGGUGAGGAAGCUCUUGAUAUGUUCUCUCAGAUGCUGAAAUCUUCAGUUAAACCAGAUGAGGUAACAUGCAUUGGCGUUCUCUGCGCCUGUACUCAUACUGGCAUGGUAGAUAAAGGAAGAAAGUUUUUUGCUAGUAUGAUCCCUCAACAUGGAAUUCAGCCAAAUGUGGCACAUUAUGGAUGUAUGGUGGAUCUUCUUGGCCGAGCAGGGCAUCUAAAAGAAGCAUAUGAAACAAUACUUAAUAUGCCGAUGAAACCAAAUUCGAUUGUCUGGGGAGCUCUUCUUGGUGCUUGUAGAGUUCAUAAAGACACAAAACUGGCUGAAAUAGCGGCUAAAAAGAUUCUCGAAUUGGACCCUGAAAACAGUGCUGUUUACGUUCUCUUGUGCAAUAUAUAUGCAACUUGCAAUAAAUGGGAGCGUUUGCGUGAGAUAAGAGAAAUGAUGAGCAGUAGAGGAAUCAAGAAGACCCCAGGAUGCAGUUUGAUAGAGAUGAAUGGUACGGUUCAUGAAUUUGUAGCUGGAGACCUGUCACAUCCUCAAUCUGAAAAAAUAUAUUCACACUUGGAAAAAAUUACAACAGAUUUAAAAACUGUUGGGUAUUCACCUGAUACAUCAGAGGUAUUUCUGGAUAUGGGAGAAGAGGAGAAAGAGAGUGCAGUCAACCGCCAUAGUGAGAAGUUGGCUAUUGCAUUUGGUCUUAUUAGUUCUAAGCCAGGGGUGACAAUUAGAGUUGUGAAGAACCUAAGAAUGUGUGUGGAUUGUCAUGGAAUGGCAAAGUUGGUAUCUGAGGUAUACAAUAGAGAAGUAGUUGUUAGAGACCGAACCCGGUUCCACCAUUUCAGGCACGGGUCAUGUUCAUGUAAAGAUUAUUGGUAGAAGUAUAACGCAUAACGCUUCACUACCAAGGAUUCUAGACUGAUAUUGUAUAUGGUAGAAACUGCCUAAACAUGGUAAAUGCAAUACCAAUUAAUGAUUUCGAACAUGAUUUUAAGAAUA